Molecule: messenger RNA, 821 nt
Organism: Acyrthosiphon pisum (pea aphid)
Lineage: Eukaryota; Metazoa; Arthropoda; Insecta; Hemiptera; Aphididae
Product: zinc finger protein 436-like
Exons: 1
Coding region: 147-662 (171 amino acids)
Biological process (GO): regulation of gene expression
Cellular component (GO): nucleus
Source: RefSeq, a predicted model, not a curated record
ACUGGCUUAAACAUAUGGUGAAGUCAAUAAAUUAUAAACGAUCAUAAACAAAAUAGCAUGGUAACCAAAUAAUUGUAUGAAAUACAGUUACAUGUUAAAUAACUUAUUUAAUAAUUAAAGCAGACCGACGACACAAAAGCGGACAAAUGGAGAAUAAGUCUUACAAGUGCGAUGUAUGUGACAUGUUGUUCUUUGAAAGUAACAAUUUGACGAAACAUCGACGCACACACACUGGUGAAAAACCGUACGCCUGCGAUGUAUGCGAAAAGUCGUUCUCUCAAAGCAACAGUUUGACAAAACAUCGACGCACACACACUGGUGAAAAACCGUACGCCUGCGAUGUAUGCGACAAGUCGUUCUCUCAAAGUGGCCAUUUGACGAAACAUCGACGCACACACACUGGUGAAAAACCGUACGCCUGCGAUGUAUGCGACAAGUCGUUCUCUGAAAGCAACAGUUUGACAAAACAUCGACGCACACACACUGGUGAAAAACCGCACGCCUGCGAUGUAUGCGACAAGUCGUUCUCUGUAAGUGGCAAUUUGAUAACACAUCGACGCACACACACUGGUGAAAAACCGUACGCCUGCGAUGUAUGCGACAAGUCGUUCUCUAUAAGUAGCAAUUUGAUGGUACACAAGCUGACGCACAUGGAAAACUGAUAGCAAAGAUCUAUGAUCCAAAUGCCAUAAUAUUGAAAUAGGUUAAAUCAUGUUAAGAUAUCAUUUUGUAGCACUGUUAAGGUGUUCAAUUUUGUGAUAUAAAUUGUUGUUUCUUGUUACUAAAUUUCUAAUAAUUUGUCAUAAACAUAAAAAAAACUA